Molecule: messenger RNA, 4114 nt
Organism: Podarcis lilfordi (Lilford's wall lizard)
Lineage: Eukaryota; Metazoa; Chordata; Lepidosauria; Squamata; Lacertidae
Source: the annotation of a GenBank genome assembly
AUGGCUGCCCGGAAGUGGAAAAGGGCGGAUAAUGUUACCGUAGCCAUUUUGGAUGAGGGAAUUAAUAUCCGGAAGCGCCUCCAUUUAUGGCGGUUGUUGCCAGCGGCGCCAUUUUGUGUCAGGGAAAUAGAUGCCGGAAGCGCCUCCAUUUUGAAAGAUGGGGGGAGAGGGACGUCGGCGGCAAUAGGCGGAACUUCUCACGGAUCUGGGCAAAUCGCUGGGCGGAUUAGCUAACCCUUUCCUCUCCGAGGUAGGAUCCUCUCCGUGUUUGCCACCAGCCGGAGCUCGCGGUCCACGGGUAGCCGCUGGCCCCGGAGGGCGAGUCCUCUUUGCCCCUUUGCCUGCUUCGUUGAGGGGGAAAUGUGUGGCCUGCAUGCGCGGCCGGGGAACCCUUGGUCAAAAUUCAUUUUAAAGGCUGGGGGGGGGGCCCAGAACCGAAUUAACGGCGACGCAGGGUGUUGUCUUUUAUUGUUAUUUACUAUAGUGGAUUUAUCUGGCGGUUCACAGGAUAAAAAGACGGGGUAGAAAUAUCUGUAAAUAGUUUUUAAAAACACCAAUAACCUUCCCUCCCAGAAGCGUUUAAAGGCUGUAAAGCCCUUUAAAAAUGCCUAAAAAGAACAUUUGGGGCUUAGUCUCGUCUCCCCUAACCCUUAACAGUAGAGGUUUUUUAUUUAUUCUAUUUUGGGGAGAAACACCCCUGGCCCUGUCUCCUUUCCCCAUUUCUCAGCAACUCCCAAGUAAUUGGCUUGAGAUCUCUAUUGCAUUUAACCCUUAGACAGCUUUUGUGAGCCUAAUCAAGCAAUGUGCUGAAAAUUUAAUUUGCUCAGACGAACCAUUGCUUCCAUCAGUGGUUUUGGAACCAGGUAAUUCCUCCAGAUUUAUCCACACUAGCCAAGUAAAGUCAAAACACAUACCUUGAAUUGAAUGCCACAAGAAUAAAUGGGGAUCAGCCCCUGCUAUAGUGGGCAGCCCCAAAAGCCAUUUGUGUUGUUAAGAUUUUCAAAAGCAGAAAUAAUAUUUACAAAACAGCAACUUCAGACCAGUUUUGGACACUUGCAGCACUUUGCAAUGUUAAGAGGUGCUCUAAAGAAAAGCACUUUCUACAUUCAUGAGCCUCAUUCCCCCCUUUUGCUGGAGGUAUAAAUGUUGUUAGCAAUGUGCAAUCACCCUGAAGGCUUCAGGUCUGCUCCUGACUGUUGAAAUGCUCCUGGGGAGGCUGUAAGUCAGUCAGUAAACUCUGCUUCCAGUCAGUAAACUGAUUGCAAGGUGUCCUUCAUGGCAUAACUUGCAGCUGCAGGAGAAGGUGUGGAUCCUAUACCUAAAUAUCCCUGAAAGUGUCAUUUAAAAGUGCAACAUCUAGCAAUUAAAUUCAAUCACCUUUGAGCAGAAGGUUGUGACACCUGCAUAUUCCUGGGUUGCAGCGAGCUGGACUUGAUGACCAUCACAGGAUUCUUUGGAAAAUGCUUCAGAAAUAAUAGAAAUAGCAUUCAUUUAAGUUAGUCGUAUGAUGGCACAGUAGUCUCACUUCCCUGUAAACUGUAUUUUUCGCCCCAUAGGGCGCACCGGCCCAUAGGGUGCACCUAGUUUUUUUGGGGGGGGAAAUAAAGGGGGGGAAAUUAUUUUUCCCCCCAGGCUGCGCUCCCGGGGUGUCGGGCUGCAGGCUGCUGUCCGCAAGCCUUGGGAGCCUGGCAGGAAGUCGCGCCGGUCUCCCCAGGCUUGCGGAUAUCUGCCCGAAGCCUGGAGAGCAAGAGGGGUCGGUGCGCACCGACCCCUCUCGCUCUCCAGGCUUCAGCGAAAGCCUGCAUUUGCCCCAUAGGACGCACACACAUUUCCCCUUCAUUUUUGGAGGGGUAAAGGUGCGUCCUAUAGGGCAAAAAAUACGGUACUUUAUUACUCCUUGCACUGCAAUUUGAGCUUGAUAUAUCCUAUGCCUGUUUUUACAUGGACCCCCUCUUUCAGUUUUUCUGAAAGAAACCUGUCCCACUGAUAUUUCUCAGGUCUGUAUGGGCUCUGCUGAAUUCCUGCUCCAAAAAAGUGGAAACACUAUGACAAGCUUAAAAAAAUGUUUUAGUAUAACUUAUGAAAAAUACAGAAGCUUUUCUACUAGGGAUAACGGACACAGGUAUAGCAAGAGAAGAUCAGAAAAUAUUCCUCUAUGCCACAGGAGUGGCAAGGAUCCUAAUUGCUAAAAACUGGAAAAAGAAACUGUGCCAACAAAAACGGAAUGGCAAGACAAACUGUUAGAGUAUAUUAAACUGGCUAGAUUAACAAAGGCAGUUAGAGAUCGCACUAGACAAGAGUUUCAAAAAGCAUGGGGAAAAUGCAGAGAAUACUUCACAAAACAGUGCCCUAAAAUACAUAUGAGCUUCCUUGCAGUGGGUUGGACUAGAUGCCCCUUGAUGCCCCUUUCAUGUAUCCCAUGCUCCCUGUCUCUCUUCCUCUCCUUUUAAUGACACUUCCCCCGGUUUUUUCCUAGCUGGGCCGCCUCCGGGAACCUAAGUGCUGGCACCUGCAAUUUCGCCUGCUGGCAUUGUUCUGACAAGAUCCAUUGUGGUAAGUUUUGGCGUCACCAAAGACCGCUGGGAUUGCUCUGACAAGAUCCAUUGACACCAGUUUUGGCGUCACCAAAGGAAUUAAGGAGAUGUGCUUCAAUUCCCCUCGCAGAUAGUAUUUAACCCAUCACGGCAUCUCUCAAAGCAUAGGAACUGUAGUUUCCUAUGGGGGGAGAGAAUAUUCUGCGCAACCUUUCCCAAGGGAACUCUGGGAGUUAUAGCUCUGACAGGGUCUCUUUGGGAAACGGAACAAACUACAGUUACCACAAUGUCCCCCCAAAGCACCCUGGGAACUAUUGCUUGCUCUGGGUGUUGAGGGUUGUGGCAUCUGAACAGUAAACAAUCUGUCCUUGCAUUCCACAGUAUACAACUCCUUGCCGUCCCAAGCCCAUUUCUCUUCCUAGGGAACUCUGGGAACUGUAGCUCAUGGGAGGAACAGCACUUGGUGCCCUGAACUCUGGGAACCAAUGGGCUGGCACCGCCGAGUGUCGCCUUGGCCUGCGACUUUGAAGGCACCGCCUGCAGCUGGGAGGACGUCAGCAUGGGCACUGACCAGGGUAAACUUGCUUCAUUUGAAAGGCAGAGAAGCAUUGCUAAGCAGUUAGAGCACCCCUUUGACCUGGUGCCCCCCAACCAGGCUGGUACAUGAGCACCUCGGAGCAGCGAACCAAGCCACCUGACUCCGCUCCCUGACCAUGAGUGACGCGGCCACAGCCUGUGAACUCCGCACCUGGUACAGUAUGGCCGAAAGGUAAGCUUGGGGCACUGGUGGUCAGAAAUCCAACAGGCGCAGAGCCAUGUGCUUGGCCUUUUUCCCUGUGUGGAGGAAAUGCCACGAGGCACAGUUGUCGUAAUUCCAUAUUGAUAUCACAUAUUACAUUUCUAAGCUGCAGGACAUACCGUGGUGAUAUCAUAUAAUUAUUAUUUAUUGAUUUCCAGACUACUGACCCGCCUGGUAGGGCCGGCAUAAUGAAAUAUCAUUCUUAUCAUGAAAUUUACUGAUGCCCUGCUUCCCGUCCCCCUUUGGGAUUCCUGGCAGCUGACCGAUAAAAAUGUUUAUAUAUCUAUGGUUCCCAUCUGCAAGGGUCAGGCUAGAUGACCCCUGGUUCCUCACCCUGCAGGACUCAACGGGAGCUUCCCAGUGGAGCUGAGCCUCGGAAGCCAGAUUGUCCCCUGUGGCGAAGCCCUGCGUCACCCUCAGGUGCCCCCUGCUGGCCUACACCGGAAGAAUCCGCAGUGCUUUCCAGGUGGGUCUUGGGCUCCUCACCCUCCCCGGCCGCUCCUUAUCUGGAGCAUGUCAAGAGCGCAGGUGACCUUCUCGGUGAUGAGUGUGGCACUGGACAACGUGUAGUUCAGGAACUGUCGCCCCCAAAGUAAAGCUUUAUUUUCCGCCUCCCCAAAACCUGGCCAACCAGAUAGAUUGCUUGGAGGCAACCCAUUAAUCCUCCCAACAUUUCCAGGUCCCUGGAGCUGCGCCCCAAGUGAGCCGUGCCUGCCAAGCGGCUGCGUGGCCCCUGCCCGCACUGAGGACUGUGGCAACGGUGGAGAUGAACGGGGUUGCG